CCUACGGUCUGUUAUCUGGGCUCCGCGACCGGCGCGUUCUUCUUUCCCCGGGGUAAACUCCCUGGCUAAGGAAUUGGUUCCUAACCCAACGGAAUCCAGCGCCCGGCGACGCCGGGUCACGUGGCCGGCGGCCCCAUGACGUGCGGGCUACGGGGCGUCAGCGUGACGUUCGGGCGACCUGCCGAGUGGCCCCAGUACCUGCGUCACCUGUGUGGCCGCGGCGCUGUCAUGGACCUGGGGCCGAUGCGCAAGAGUUACCGCGGAGACCGAGAGGCAUUUGAGGAGAACCAGCUGACCUCCUUGGACCCCAUGAAGCAGUUUGCUGCCUGGUUUGAGGAGGCUGUUCAGUGUCCUGACAUAGGGGAAGCGAAUGCCAUGUGUCUGGCUACCUGCACCAGAGAUGGAAAACCAUCUGCCCGCAUGGUGCUGCUGAAGGGCUUCGGCAAGGAUGGCUUCCGCUUCUUCACUAACUUGGAGAGUAGAAAGGGGAAAGAGCUGGACUCUAAUCCCUUUGCUUCCCUUGUCUUCUACUGGGAGCCCUUAAACCGUCAGGUGCGCGUGGAGGGUUCCGUGAAGGAGCUACCCGAGCAGGAGGCCGAGAGCUACUUCCACUCCCGCCCCAAGAGCAGCCAGAUUGGGGCAGUGGUCAGUCACCAGAGUUCCAUGAUCCCGGACCGGGAGUAUUUGAGAAAGAAAAAUGAGGAGCUGGAGCAGCUCUACAAGGAACAAGAGGUGCCAAAGCCAAAAUACUGGGGUGGCUACGUCCUGUACCCACAGGUGAUAGAGUUCUGGCAAGGCCAGACCAACCGCCUGCACGACCGGAUCGUCUUUCGACGGAGUGCACCCACAGAAGUCUCCCCUUUGGGGCCCAUGACCCACCGCGGGGAGGAGGACUGGCUCUUUGAGAGACUUGCACCCUGAUCCCCAGUCCACUGGUGCCAGAUGGAGCUGGAGCUGGGGCUGGCAGCUAAGAGAGGGUGUGAAUGGGGAGUCAGGCCCUUCUAAACUCAACCGAGUUCCCUCCCCACCCCUUAUAUUUAAGGCUCUUCAGAGUCUAGGCUACCAAAUCUGUACUCAGCUGGCUCUCAGUUAGCUGGUCUUGUGAAGUGUAGCAAGGGCACAGAGAAUCAUAAAUGGAAAAUAAUCCCAUCGUUUUCUUGA
Molecule: messenger RNA, 1161 nt
Organism: Manis javanica (Malayan pangolin)
Lineage: Eukaryota; Metazoa; Chordata; Mammalia; Pholidota; Manidae
Gene: PNPO
Product: pyridoxamine 5'-phosphate oxidase
Biological process (GO): pyridoxal 5'-phosphate biosynthetic process; pyridoxine biosynthetic process
Molecular function (GO): FMN binding; pyridoxamine phosphate oxidase activity
Source: RefSeq, a predicted model, not a curated record